Molecule: messenger RNA, 1197 nt
Organism: Didymodactylos carnosus
Lineage: Eukaryota; Metazoa; Rotifera; Eurotatoria; Philodinida; Philodinidae
Source: the annotation of a GenBank genome assembly
AUGUGUAAAUUGUUUGAUCUCAUAUUCUGUGUAAAUAGUGAUUGUUUGUUCCUACAAUUCAAUGUUCUGCUAUUAUUAUCAACGUUUACCAUUGUCCAUUGUACAAUUAUUUACCAUAAAAAGAUAUUUGAUCGACCUGUCUCAUGUCCACGUCUGUUCAAAUCGCUGAUUACUUGUGAAUGUGCUCAUGAUAACGAAAAUCGCAUUGGAAUCGAUUGUGGUUCUCGACCUAUUCAACAGUUGCCCCGAUCAUGGAGAACAAUCACUCAUGUUUAUAGAAAUAAAACCAGCGAACUGCAACAACAACAACAACAAACUGUCGACUUUUACUCUCACAGUAAUAUCAAUACAUUUACUCAAUCCGUUGUUUAUCUCAAUUUAUCUAACACAAAUAUUUCAUCAUUAAAAUCGGAUGAGUUCCAUGGUCUUUAUCAUUUGCAAGUACUAUCAAUUGAAAAUACACCAUUAAAUGAAAUUCGAGCUCAUAGUUUUCGUCACUUAACACAAUUAGAUGUACUGAGAAUUGAACGUAAUUUAAAUUUAAUCGAAUUAAACGCCUAUUCAUUGAGUGAUCUUCAUAAUACGCGUUUAAUAUCGUUAACCGCAAACGGGAUACGCAUUAUUCAUUCUGAAGCAUUUCGUAAUACACAUUUUAUUAAUAAACUUGAUUUAAGCGACAAUCCAUUAGAGGUAGCAUCAAUCAAAUGUAAAAUAAAAAGCAUCGAACCAUUAGCAUUUUUUGGUUUCAAUCAAUGCAGCAAUCUUUCGAUCGUUGGACUGACAACACCUAUCGAACCACAGUCGUUUUCAUAUAUGAUUAAAAUUAAAACAAUUGAUUUAUCCAACGGACAUGUAACUAAAAUUAGACAAUACGCAUUCGAUCAUUCAGAAGAUAUUGGUGAAAUUAAUCUUUCUAAUUCGUUUGUUAAACAUAUCGAACCUGGUGCAUUUAAUAUAGUGGUCAAUUUUACAUCACUUAACUUGCGUGCAAAUCUUAUUAGACAUUUGUCUCGUGACGUAUUUGAAAAUAUAACUGCUCAAAUAAUUGACUUGAACGAUAAUCCGAUACAAUGUGAUUGCUCGUUUAAAUGGUUUUUAAAAUCUACGACAUUGAUACAAGCUUCUUAUUUGUUACCGGAUACAUGUGCCGGCCCCGAUGGACCCAACAUUGGCCUGCGCGACGAAUUUAAAUAUUAG